Molecule: messenger RNA, 692 nt
Organism: Haliotis rufescens (red abalone)
Lineage: Eukaryota; Metazoa; Mollusca; Gastropoda; Lepetellida; Haliotidae
Product: ubiquitin-conjugating enzyme E2 W-like
Exons: 6
Coding region: 3-458 (151 amino acids)
Source: RefSeq, a predicted model, not a curated record
ACAUGGCUUCAAUGGAGAAGCGACUACAGAAGGAGCUGCAAGCGCUCCUCAAGGACCCGCCAGUUGGGGUGAAUGUGGACACAGAAAGCAUCCAGAAGAAUCUAUCAGAGUGGAUUGUCUACAUCAAUGGUGCUCCUGAAUCUCUGUAUGAAGGUGAGAACUUCCAGCUUCAUUUCAAGUUCGGCUCUAGGUACCCCUUCGACUCUCCCCAGGUGACAUUCAUCGGGUCCAACAUCCCUGUUCAUCCUCAUGUAUAUAGUAACGGCCAUAUAUGUCUGUCUAUACUGACGGAGGACUGGUCCCCGGCCCUGUCCGUGCAGGCUGUGUGUCUCAGUGUCGUCAGUAUGUUGUCCAGCUGUAAAGAAAAGAAGAGGCCUCCUGAUAAUGCAAUAUAUGUGAAGACAUGCAGUAAAAACCCAAAGAAAACUAGAUGGUGGUAUCAUGAUGACUCUGUAUGACACAACAUUGUGGCAGUGUCACUUGUUUAGUGGUACUACACCUGGGCCUGGCAAGUAAUCCGUGAGCUACACCACCUCCGCCUGGCUCGCUAGACAUAUCAGCAAGCUGGGGUCUCCCGCUAUCACAGCAACACUUGCUUCAGUCUCACACACUUUAUUUAUCGCCUCAUAUGUGAACACAUUCUCCCUGUCUGCAGAGGAGAGACACAGGUUCUGAAGAACAAAUAACAUAUU